Molecule: messenger RNA, 1665 nt
Organism: Jatropha curcas
Lineage: Eukaryota; Viridiplantae; Streptophyta; Magnoliopsida; Malpighiales; Euphorbiaceae
Product: WAT1-related protein At1g43650
Cellular component (GO): membrane
Molecular function (GO): transmembrane transporter activity
Source: RefSeq, a predicted model, not a curated record
AAAUAGAAAUACAGGAGAAAAAGAAGUGGCUAAAGUAGGUUCUAUAUUAUUAUUUAAACAAUUAGUUAGUGUGAAUCGAGUCAUUUGAUAACUAACAACUGCAAGCAUGAAAACAUUGGCUCCAGUCACUGCAAUGAUUCUCAUUCAAUUAGCUUAUGGAGGAUCAAACAUCCUCAUCAAAAUUGCUCUUGAGAAGGGAUUGAAUCAACUCGUCUUUGUGGUUUAUCGCCAUUUGAUUGCCAUGAGUUUGUUGGGCCCGUUUGCUUAUGUUCUUGAAAGGAAGCAGCGGCCUUCAAUUUCAGUAGCAGUGAUGACCAAGAUUUUUGUGCUAGCAUCAUUAGGUACAACCAUCCAUCUAAACGUGUACUAUGCCGGAUUAGCAUAUACUUCUGCAACGGUUGCAAGCGCACUGAGUAACGUUAUCCCAAGUUUAACGUUCCUAAUGGCGGUUGUGUUAAGGAUGGAGAAAGUGAACAUUAAGAGCGGUAGGUCAGGAUGGGCAAAGUUACUAGGCACCACUCUUUGCGUGGCUGGAUCUCUCAUUUUCACCUUCUGGAAAGGAGGAGGAUUUCUUUAUAAAAGCUUUGAGCAGCGGCCAUUGAUACUGAUGGAUAGCAUUCAAAAGCAUUCUCCUGAAAACUGGAUCAAAGGAUCUGCUCUCAUCAUCGGCAGCCACGUAGCAUGGAGCGCUUGGCUAAUUCUCCAGCCUCUGGUUUACAAAGAGUACCCGGCUUGCUUAUCACUCACCACUCUCAUAUGCUUUUUUGCAUCGAUUCAGUCUUCUUUGCUUGCCCUCUUUUUUGGACGAAAUCCUUCCCUCUGGAAGUUGGACUGGAAUUUGCAGCUCCUUACCAUCAUAUAUUGUGGAGUUGUGAUCUCAGCAUUGACCAACUACGUACAGACAUGGUGUAUUACCAACAAGGGCCCAGUUUUUGCAGCCAUGUUUAGUCCACUGCUCCUAAUAAUCGUUGGAGUUUUCUCGGCGGUUGCUUUUGCAGAGAGACUUCAUGUGGGGAGCUUGAUAGGAGCACUAGUUAUCAUACUGGGCCUUUAUUGUGUAAUUUGGAGCAAAAGGCAAGAUGAUGUUACUGCCCUGCAGCCGGAGGAAGGAAAUGCUUUUGUUUCUAAUGAUAGACCAGUGGAGAUUAGUCAUGGACAUGCAAAUCUUAAAUAAGUACAUGGAAGGGAAACUUAAGACUGCCACUUCCCUCCUCGUAACUGAAGCAUACAGGAUGUCUUAAAAUAACAUGGUGUCACAUGUUUAGUGUUUACAAUGUUACACUAUUCUACUUUAAUCGUGUACUACUGUAAUCUAAAUCGUUUAUUCUGAUGAACGAAGGUCAAUUAUGUAAUUUCGGUAGCCUUUGUAGCUAAACUAUCGGAGGAAGGGGAGGUUGGAGGACAUCAAACGGAUUAGAGUUUUCACAGAACUGGAGGAGGUUCGAAAAUGAACAUUUGAAUAUUUCAUGCACAUGGGUCAGUGGAUUACAAGGGAUCCACCACAAACAGAAACCCAUCAGAUUCAGUGGGUUAAUUGCCCACUAAAUUAUUUGCCUAAUAGUAAUCCACUGUUGCUGUUAUGGCCACAAGGGAAAGAGGCACCAUUUCAAAAUCCAACUAUUAAAUCUUGUACCAUUUGCUCUAAACUAAACUAACGUUUUAAAA